CAUCAAUCAAUCAUACACUUUAUUUAAACAUGGCUCCCUCUGUCUCCAUUUCCAUUCUGGUAUUAGCAUUAUGGGUUCUUUGCAUAUUCACGCACUCCGCAACUAUGGUUGUUUCAGCUAACUCAUCAGCGCUAGAACUAGAAGCCAAGGCUCUGCUGGAGAGUGGGUGGUGGUCCUGGUGGAGUAACUACACCAAUGGUUCCUCCUUAAGUCAUUGCGCGUGGCGUGGAAUUAAAUGCAAAGAUGGCGGAAGCGUCAUAGAGAUUGACAUGGAAGAGGUCUAUCUGGGAGAUAAGUUUCGAAAAUUCAACUUCUCAUCCUUCCCAAAUUUACAAGUUCUUUAUCUUUAUAAUACUGGACUCCAAGGAAGCAUCCCGCCAGAGAUUGGUACUCUUUCUAAACUCACCUCUCUUUCUCUAUCCAUGAAUAAUCUCACGGGUAAUUUGCCUCUUUCACUUACAAACCUCACUCAAUUAGAGGCGUGUUCCAUUCAGUAUAAUCUAUUCAGUGGGUCCAUCCCCGACGAAUUGGGAAAUUUAAAGAAUCUUCGAUAUUUGAGUGCAAGUAAUAACCAACUCACUGGUCAGUUUCCUCUUUCGCUUGCCAACCUCACUCAGUUAGAGACAUUUGACAUUUCUUCUAACCUAAUUAGUGGGUCCAUUCCUAAAGAAUCUUUAUAGUUUAGAUUUGAGUAAUAACACACUCACCGGGCCAAUCCCUUCAACUCUUAGCCUUCUAACCGGUCUUUCUUAUUUGGAUCUGUCUUCUAAUGAAAUCAGCGGUUCUAUAGCUUCAGAAAUUAGAUUUCUAAAGCACCUAGAAUACUUGGACCUACAGCAAAACAAGCUCACUGGUCCACUCCCUUCAUUUCUAUGGCAUCUAACCAAUUUGACCUAUUUGUCUCUUAAUUCGAACCAAAUCAAUGGUUCCAUUACCGCAGAAAUCGGCAACAUGAAGAAUCUGGAAGAGUUGUACCUCAAUUAUAAUGACAUUGCUGGUCAAAUCCCUAUCACAAUUGGUCAUUUAAUUAAAUUGAGAAAUUUGUCCCUUGCUUGGAACCAAAUUAGUGGCUCCAUCCCUGCAGAAAUAGCUAAUUGCAUUUUGUUGCAAAACUUAACUCUAAGCCACAACUACUUAACAGGAACCAUUCCCUUUAACAUGAGUAACCUUUAUUUGUUAGUAUAUUUAGAUCUCAGCUAUAAUAACCUUAGUGGUUUCAUUCCCCGAACUAUCAGUCAUUUAACUGAUUUGGAAACUCUGUCCCUCAAUUGGAAUCAAAUCAGUGACUCCAUCCCCAUAGAAAUAGCAGAUUGCAGGAGCUUGAAACACUUGUCAUUAAGCCACAACUAUUUAACUGGAAACAUUCCCUUUCUCAUUGGUUAUCUUCAUUUCUUAAAUGCUGUUGACCUAAGUCAUAACAAUAUCAGCGGAGAUAUUCCAUUUGAACUUGGAUCACCACCUUUAGAGCUCUUGGAUCUUAGCUACAAUAAUCUGACUGGAAACAUUCCCAUGUUUUCUAUUUCCAUAAAAGAAAUAAACCUUUCAUACAAUUCAUUGCAAGGUCAAAUCCCAAAUGGCUACUUAAAUUGUACACCUUACACAUUUAUCGGCAACAAAGAUUUAUGUGGCGACAUCCAAGGUUUCCGUCCCUGCUUUCGAAAUUCUCCAAAUAGUUUCUCAAAAAUUGUCCACCAGAUAAAAAUUGUUGUUCCCCUCAGCUUUUUCCUUGUGUUUUUACUUCUUGGGUUUAUUUUCCUCUCUCGACGUGGGGAUAAGAAAACUAAAUCGGAUUCAAGUGAGCCAAAGAAUGGAGACUUAUUUUCAAUAUGGAAUUAUGAUGGAAAAAUUGCAUAUGAAGACAUCAUCGAAGCAACAAAGGACUUUGACAUUAGCUACUGCAUCGGGACAGGCGGUUAUGGUAGUGUUUACAAAGUAUAACUGUCUAGUGGUAAAGUAGUUGCCAUAAAGAAACUUCAUCGCUUGGAGGCUGAGAACCCAACAUUUGACAAGAGUUUCAAAAAUGAGGUCAAAAUGUUGACAGAAAUCCGACAUCGAAAUAUUGUUAAACUUCUUGGCUAUUGUUUGCAUAAUCGAUGCAUGUUUUUAAUAUAUGAGUAUAUGGAAAGGGGAAGCUUGUUUUCUGUCCUAAGCAACAAUGUUGAGGCUAUGGAAUUCGAUUGGAUGAAGAGGAUGAACGUCAUCAAAAGUACAGCACAUGCCUUAUGUUACAUGCAUCAUGAAUGUGUUCCGGCAAUUGUUCAUCGAGAUAUAACCAGCAACAAUAUACUAUUGAACUCUGAAUUGGAGGGUUUUGUCUCUGAUUUUGGCAUGGCUAAAUUUCUUGAUCCUGAUUCCUCCAAUCAAACUUUAGUUGCUGGGACUUAUGGUUAUCUUGCUCCAGAAUUGGCCUAUACUAUGGUGGUGACUGAAAAAUGUGAUGUUUAUAACUUUGGAGUGGUGGCAUUAGAAAUAUUAAUGGGAAGACAUCCAGGCGAGCUCAUGACAUCGUUAUCAUCAUCUCAAAGUGUGAUGUUAAAUGAUAUAUUAGACCAACGUCUCCCACCUCCAAACCGUUUGGUUGCAAAGGAUGUUUUUCUUGUUGCUGCAAUUUCAUUUGCUUGCUUACACACUAAACCAAAGUCUAGGCCGACAAUGAAAUGGGUGUCCCAAGAAUUUCUCUCUCACAAGAAACCAGUAACAAACCCCUUACACUCAGUUUCACUGUGGCAGCUGAGGAACCAAGAAAAUUAUAUAAUCGGAGAGAGUGAAACUCAAUAAGGAAUGGAGAGGGUGAAACUCGAUAAGGAAGUGCUUGUUUUUUCAGUUGAGAACCAUAUUGUUUGACGAACUUCUAUGGCUAAAAAUGUUGUGUUACAAUAACAAUACCUUAAGAAUCUUGUGCAAGUUGUAUGUGUUGUUCUUUAUGAUUUGUAACUGGU
Molecule: messenger RNA, 2939 nt
Organism: Quercus lobata
Lineage: Eukaryota; Viridiplantae; Streptophyta; Magnoliopsida; Fagales; Fagaceae
Product: MDIS1-interacting receptor like kinase 2-like
Exons: 2
Coding region: 952-1938 (328 amino acids)
Molecular function (GO): protein binding
Source: RefSeq, a predicted model, not a curated record